UAGGGCCGAGCGGAAGUACUCUGAUGUCCAAACCUUCACGUUCAGGCCUUUCUCCGUUCAUGGCUUCGUGACCAGCCUCUUAAACCCUAAAACUCUCUCCCUCCGGGCUUUCCUGACAUUGCUGCUACCUGCCCUGUGUCCGACGAGUACUUUAGCUUGCUUACGGCUCCCGCCGUUUAGUUUGCAGUGUAGUUGCAGGAACUCGUAGCGCGAAUUUUAGGGUUUAGGUCUGUGAGUGGCGGAGUUCUUGAGGCGAGAUUGGUUUUGUGCUGGUGUAGAGAUGAGUUGGGUUUAGAGGGUGCGGUGGCGCUGGCGGUGGAUUGCUCUGGGAGUGGUCGCAGAGAGAGAGUGAAGGGAAAUUUUGAAGAUUUUCCAGGAUGCCGCUGGCGCAGAGGGCAGGGGAUAACAGCGAGGCACGCUACUGUGGGGUUGAGGUAGGGUUUAGCGAUGACAUUCAGAACGCGCUGGCGUUUGCGCUGGGCGGGCAGUUUGAUUUCAUUGCUGCGUCCCUGACGGAUCCGAACUACAGACCCAGCGAGGGUAAGCCAGGGCCCCCACCGUUUGCUGGGUCCGAUCUGGUGCUAAGCCCCUCGCAAUGGAGCAGUCAUGUGGUGGGCAAGAUGAGUCCGUGGAUUGAUCUUGACUCGCCGGAUGAGUUGGCUCGCCAGGAUGCGGAGGUUACUCUGAAGCAAGAACUUAGCUGGGCGACGCAUCUCUCCCUGCAGGCUUGUUUGCUGCCUACCCCUCGCCCUCUUAACUGUGCUAAUUAUGCACGAUGUGUGAAUCAAUUGCUCCAAGGGCUCAGCAACCUCCAGCUGUGGCUUCGGAUUCCGCUCGUUGCUCCGGAACUUCAGGCCGUAGAGGGGACCCCUGAGGAGGAUGCCGUGUUUUUGAAGCGGGAUCCGCUAUCUGGUAGGCCGCUGAACGAUUCUUGGGAAUGGUGGAACAUGUUUCGGUCUCUGUGUGAGCAUCACAGCCAACUCUCAGUUGCCCUCGACAUUACGGGAUCUUUACCUUCCCCGAGUUCCUUAAAGAGAUGGACAGGAGAGCCUCUGCGAGCCGCUAUAAUCCAUACUAGCGCUUUUCUUACCAACAAACGCGGAUACCCUUGCCUUCCCAAGAGGCACCAGAAUUUUAUUACCAGUCUCUUCAACCAUAAUGUGCAAAUUAUUGUCUCGGGAGAUCCGAUGCAUCUCGUGGAUGGAUCAGAAAAUACCACAGCUAGCAGCGAGAGCAGUGCGAAUGGCUCCGAGGAUGGAGUUUUCCCCAAGCACCCCUUGCGGCCAUAUCUGGAGUAUAUUGGAUACUUGUAUCGCCGCAUGGCCCCCCCUACCGAGCAAGAGCGGUUUGAAAUAGGGUAUAGGGACUUUUUGCAAGCGCCUCUGCAGCCUCUAAUGGAUAAUCUGGAAGCCCAAACAUAUGAGACGUUUGAAAAAGAUUCCACAAAAUACAGUCAAUAUCAGAAAGCGGUUUUCGCCGCUCUGAUGGAUCGUGUGCCGGAUGAUCAGACGACCGUGGUUCUUAUGGUCGUUGGAGCCGGACGGGGGCCAUUAGUGCGUGCGUCUUUGCAAGCUGCUGAGCAAGCCGGACGCAGUCUUAGGGUUUAUGCAGUCGAAAAGAAUCCAAAUGCGGUGGUCACUCUUCACAGCUUGAUCAAGCUAGAGGGUUGGGAAGAUUUAGUUACUGUUGUCUCUUGUGACAUGCGAGAAUGGAAUGCUCCGGAGCAAGCUGAUAUACUUGUGAGUGAACUGCUAGGGUCUUUUGGAGAUAACGAGCUUUCUCCAGAAUGUCUUGAUGGAGCUCAAAGAUUCCUAAAACCAGACGGUAUAUCCAUACCGUCGUCCUACACAAGUUUCAUAGGUCCCAUCACUGCGUCCAAGCUGCAUAAUGACGUAAAAUCAUAUAAUGAUUUGGCUCAUUUUGAGACCGCUUAUGUGGUGAAGCUGCAUAGUGUGUCAAGGCUGGCACCGCCGCAGGAAGUUUUCACAUUCGAGCAUCCCAAGUUCGUUGGAGGCAAGAUUGAUAAUCGAAGGUACAAGAAGAUGUUGUUUGAGCUCGCGGAGGAUACCGGCAGCGCUCUGGUGCAUGGAUUUGGAGGCUACUUUGAUGCCGUGCUGUAUAAAGAUGUACACCUUGGGAUUGAGCCGUCUACUGCUACUCCCGACAUGUUUAGUUGGUUUGCAAUAUUUUUCCCCCUUCGAAGGCCUAUUUAUGUACCUGCAGGCUCAGCUUUAGAACUUCAUUUCUGGCGUUGUGUAGGACCCAGCAAAGUCUGGUAUGAGUGGUCUGUCACUUCACCAGAUGUUUCACCCGUGCACAAUCCCAAUGGUCGCUCAUAUUGGGUUGGAUUGUAAGACAAAAAGAAAAUGUUUUAAACUAUUCCUUGUUCUUUCUUCAUCGAACUCUUUAGGUCCUUUGUUAUUUCACAGCUAACCGGUUUCGGAAUAGAUCUGACUUCUAGGCUAAUAUUAGAGAUACUUGGUUUGUAAUCAUGCAAAAUUUCUCAACCAAAAGUAUGUUCACUGCU
Physcomitrium patens is the source of this 2527-nucleotide messenger RNA. Its product is annotated as protein arginine N-methyltransferase 1.5. NCBI's taxonomy places the organism in Eukaryota, Viridiplantae, Streptophyta, Bryopsida, Funariales, Funariaceae. The record is from RefSeq and is a predicted model, not a curated record. Gene Ontology annotation, cellular component: nucleus; cytosol. Gene Ontology annotation, biological process: peptidyl-arginine N-methylation; regulation of DNA-templated transcription.